Molecule: messenger RNA, 3255 nt
Organism: Amoebophrya sp. A25
Lineage: Eukaryota; Dinophyceae; Syndiniales; Amoebophryaceae
Source: the annotation of a GenBank genome assembly
AUCCACUGCUGGCAAUGACCUGCAGGAGCUGAAGCUUGCGCAAAUGUCAGCUGCCUUCGAUAAGUUCGAGGCAUCUUCAUCUAAUACAUCCUCAAGAGUAGGGAAGGACAACAUUAUGAACGACAAGAAGAUUCUGAUUCUCCAGGAAGAAGCUGUUGUGUCGUCUUCAAUUUUAGAAGAUGAUGGUGGAGGUUGGGACUUCAGUGACGAAGAGCCUGGGGCCGUCAAGGCAAGUGGAUUGCCAGCACAAGCCAACGGCAAGUCUUCAGCAUCCGAGAGGAGAGACGGGCUAGAUGAAUCAAAUUAUAAGGAUGGUCUUCAACUUCAAGUUCAGCCGUUCAAUUCCCACAUCCCUUCUACGAGCCAAAUGGAUGAUGUGGCCGCUCAUCACCAGUCUCUUGGUGCACGAAAAGAUGGAGGUGCUGAAAGUUCUCGAUUGAACAUGAAGAUGACUACUAGUACUGAACAUGAACAAGAGGCAGGCAAGGGAUUGCUGAACAAUGGGGCUGCAUUUACACAAAAACAAUUAGAGCCAGAUUUGGCUGCCAAUGCGCAUAAGUUCGCUGCGGAAGUGGAAGCAAUAGCGGAGGACGAUCUUCCUUGGGAUGACGUCUUUGAUGAUCCUGUCGAAGGGCGCGGGGACGAGAGCAAGAAGACAGAUCAUGCAACGUCAACCCCACCUGCUCGAGAACAAGAACGAUUAGGCGUCCGCCCACCACAACAAGCGACGAGAAAUUCACCUGGAACGUCAACAGCGGCGACGAUGUUUUUAAGGGUAGGUUAAAGGUGUUCCUGUUGCCGCUUGUUUUGCCUCUCCUAAGGGAGAAAGACAGAACAAACGGAAAACAGAAACACCAAGACCCUACCUCUAACGUUUGAUCGGAUUGCGGGAAACACUAAAACUUCCGCCGACGACGUAGGCUCGGUCGCUGCUAAAAUAGGGGGAGUCUUUGGGAAUUUUGUGACGCAGAUCGCCGCGCGCGCCGGGGAAGGAACACUCGUUGCUAGAAAUGACGGCAUGAGUGAUCCGAGUUUGGCUGACGAGGCUUUUCCUGAUGUGGAGUCGGCAAUACAGGCUCAGUAUCUGAAGCUGAGUGUUUUGUCAAAAACAUGUGCGCACGUUUCUGUUUCUGCUGCUGUACUCGAGCCGCUCUCAAUGGAGGAUGAAGUUACGUCAGUGAUAGGUUCCGAACUAAACAUCAACGUGAUCAUAAGCCCACGUACUUCAAUCAUCUAUAACAUGUAGUCGACGCGACGACCAUAUUUUUUUGUUCUUAGCAUUAAUUUCUGCUAAUGGUUCUGGCGCACAUUUUUAUCAAGUAGGAGCCCACACGUGCUAGAGGCACCGAAAUUAGAAUUACCUAGGACACUAUAUCUAAUCCGAUUUAAUAUUUUUUCCGUUUGUCUUGCUGCGCGAUAAUUUGUUCGAACAUAUCCAAAUCAGAGGACAGUUGAAGAUGAAGAUAGCCUGUUCUUGUACUCGUCCUUAUCUUUCGUUCUAAUUUGAAAAAGAACGAAGUACACCGCUCCGACAUGGGUCUUGGCGCAUCUGUCCCUUCCAGCAGUCGGAUGAAUCCUUAUGUGGAGCUGUUGUCCGCUGUCAGCUUACUGCAGCAAUGUCAGGAGUACAUUGGGCCUUCCUCCGAGCUUUUUGCACGAUAUCAUGCCCUUCUGUUGCGCUUUGUGGAGCGGGCAGAGCGUCGUCAUCUCCAUGCUGGACCAGGAGGAAGUUCUUCUGGGGGAGCACCAGAAGCACGUGCUGUCGUAUCCCAACACGAAACGAGCGCCGCCGUCGGAAGAACAAUGCCUCUUCAAGUAGAGGAGGAAGAGGAUAUUGACUUGACGCCGCAGCUGUCCGACGUGAAAGAUUUGGCGCAAGGUUUUUUCUCUGCCGCCGUGAGCCUCGCGCAAGAAGUAACGACAAAUGUAGUCGCAAACGUAGCGGCAACCACGAUUACACCAGGAGGAGACCAUAACAAUUUUCAACAGAUGAUGACAGGAGGAGAAGGGGGGCUCUUCUCGACAACGGAUGAGGAAGACUUUCUCAUGAUGUUACCUGAGUUACGACCCUUGCUGCACGACCUUUUUUUCCAAGAAAUUUGUGUGUUGUGUCCUCCCGAGUCGCUUUAUAUGCUCUGCGCGGCGGUCGACGACGCUAACAGCCGCCUCAUCCAGGCUUGCGGCGUGACUCCCUCCCCGCUCGCGCUGAUAGGCCUGUUGCAGUUUCAUUCUAGUGUUACCGAACAACAUGAAAAAGUGUUAGAUAAACACGGUCAACAAGAACAAGAAGUUGAACAGCUUCGCAGCACAACGCUAGUGCUGCCCUACUUGACUGCGCCUCGCGAUAUUGUCCGUGUAAUUCGAGACUGCCCGCCGUCGGUCUUUCCAGCUGUUCGGAGAAGGAUCGCGAUGUUAAUUGAGGGCGGCCGCAUGGAAGGACAUCGGCAAAUGUUCGCCUCCGACUUGCGCAAACGCGAGUUUCGAGACGCGUGCUUCGACGCCUUUGCCAAUCUCUAUCCAAGAAUUAUGGGCCACAGUAGUUGUAGUGCGUCAGUUCUUGGUGAUGUCGUUGAGGCUAAGUUGUUGUGAAGGAUACCAUAAUCUUCCAUCUCUUUCAAGUUUUUUCCCAUCACCAGGAGGAAGGUCAAUAAUUCUACAUAACUAAGAAGGCCAUGGCCAAGACGAUGACCCACUUCGUUCUUAUACAUAUCAUACGUCAUGAUUUUUGUGCUGAUAGUGCUUGUAUGUUGGAGUGAUCUCUUCUAAUGAUACAGGCGUAUCAGGAGGCGCUGGUGCGAAGAAUAGAUCUGUAGCGCACUUGCUGAGCACAGCACCAGGCGAAGCCUUCGUUACACUGUUGGAGCAAAUUGCAAAACAACGCGGACUCUCCAGUGAGGAAAUGCUUGAUGUAAUGACAACAUAAUCUUAAUCGUCCCCACACCCAAAGCGCGUGAUGGUGUCGACAAAAAAAGGUUUGAAUCUAGUUUUCAAGACAAGAAAGGGAAACAUGACAGCAGAAACAAACCAAGGGCCCUAGUUUAGACUAAUAUCACAAGACAGGAACGAAUACUCUAUUUGAUACGACGCCGACAACCACGACAGGCACGAGCUGUACUAGCAUCGAAGAGGGGUACUAUAAGAACUAUUGAAGAUGAUGGUAAGUAGUGCACAAGGCUGUGACGUUUUCGAGCUUUGGGCUUCCACUCUUUUCCUCAACCAUAAUCUUGAGAUCUCCUUUGCGUUUGGGUUUGCGAU